UAGUGUUUCUGACGUUGACAGUCGCUGAUUGAUUCUGUCUUGGUCUUCAUGGUCUUGAUAAAAAUAAAAUUAUGAUCAUCACCAUCAAGCUCGAAAUUCCGGCUGCAUUUAUUGUGAAAGAUAACUUCAAGACAGAAAAUUAGCAACUGCGUUUAUCAAAAGAAAAAUGCAUUUAUACGUAGUUUAGUAAAUUUUCGCACUCUUCAAGAUGGUUUACGAAUCUAUACCUCGUACAGUUAGAAUUCUUCUGUUAGGUGAACCUGGUGUCGGAAAAACCUCGCUUAUACUUUCUUUAGUUACUGAAGAGUUUACAGAACAUGUGCCACCCAAGGCUGAAGAAAUUACAAUUCCCGCAGACGUUACGCCGGAACAAGUACCAACCAACAUUAUCGAUAUUUGUCUUGCAGAGCAAAGUAUUGAGCAGGUGGGAGAAGAAAUAGAAAGGGCUCAUGUAAUAUGCAUAGUAUUCUCUGUGGACAGACAAGAGACACUGAAUAAAAUAGCAUCAUAUUGGUUGCCUUUUGUCAGAGAAAACUGUCCUGAUGACUACCGAAAACCUGUUAUUCUUGUUGGAAACAAGAUUGAUCUUAUUGACUACUCUGUUAUUGACAAUAUUUGGGACAUAGCCGAAGAAUAUCCAGAAGUUGACCGAUGCAUAGAAUGCUCAGCAAAAUCUCUUAUAAAUGUAUCUGAAAUGUUCUACAAUGCUCAAAAAGCUGUCCUCCAUCCUAUUAACCCUAUUUACAGUAUUGAAGAACAAGAGUUAACAGAAAAAUGCAAAAGAGCUUUAACAAGAAUUUUCAAGAUCUGUGACUUAGACGGUGAUGGCCUUCUAGAUGACUAUGAAGUAACAAUGUUUCAAAGGAAAUGUUUUGAUUCACCUUUGCAAUUACAGGUUUUAGAUGAAGUAAAAUCAGUAAUUGCCCAGAACAUUCCUGGCGGGAUAGAAAAUGAUUGCAUAACUAUAAAAGGUUUUAUUUUCUUACAUUGCUUAUUUAUACAAAGAGGACGAAAUGAAACAACAUGGACGGUCCUUCGCAAGUUUGGCUAUGAGGAAAGCCUGGAAUUGACUCAAAAUUACUUAUAUGCUAAUAUUAAGGUUCCAGUGGGCUGCACAACUGAACUCUCUUACAAAGGCCAGCAGUUUCUAGCACAGUUGUUUGAGAAAUAUGACAGUGACAAAGAUGGCAUGCUAAAUCCUACUGAACUGAAAAAUGUGUUCUCAUGUUGUCCUAGAAUACCAUGGCACAACUUGCGAUAUACAGUGCCUACAAAUGACAAGGGAUACUUAACUUUACAAGGUUGGAUGUGUCGCUGGACCCUAAUGACGCUACUGGACUUGCAAAAUACAAGUGCCUAUCUAGCUUACCUGGGCUUCAACUUCCUUGAAAAUGAAACACAAAAGGCAGCUAUACAUAUAACUCGAGAAAAGAAAGUUGAUAUCGCCAAGAAACAGUCCAGUCGUAAUGUAUACCAGUGUCAUAUCAUCGGGCCCAGGUCAUGUGGAAAGACAUCUAUUUGUAGAAGCUUUCUCGGCAUAGCACAUAAGAAAAUAAAGCCGCAUGCGAACGAGCGAGGUGACAGCAAUACUGCGGAAAACUGUUGCAUAAACACAGUGUUGGUAUAUGGUCAAGAAAAGUACUUAGUUUUAAAAGAAAUACCGAUAACACGUGUGUCAGACCCGCUGCAGCCCCACGAAGUCAAUUGUGAUGUUGCCUGUCUCGUUUAUGAUGUUGCUGCCAGUCGAUCCUUCGAGUAUAUCGCAAGGAUAUAUAUCAAAUACUUUGCAGAAAGUCAUAUCCCUGUGUUAAUUGUGGGCACAAAGGGUGAUGCGCUAAUCGCAAGACAGGAGUACAUCUUGCAACCGGAGGUUUUCUGCAAUAAAUAUCAACUUCUGCCACCUCAGUUGUUCAACAUUAGAGAAAAUAAACACGAUGUAUUCGUCAAGCUCGCCACGAUGGCUGCAUUUCCUCAAUUUCAAGCAGCUUGGAUUUUAUUCAGCAAGCACAGGCACUUGAAGCACUUUGCAAGCUUGACGGGGGACAAUUCGUCUUGGUGGAAGGCAGGCAUCGGAGUCGCUGCUGCAACUGUCGUGGGCCUCGUCCUGAUUAAGAUAUUUAGCUUCCAGAAACGUUAGGUUAACUGGUUCUGCAGCUAUCUUUUAUUUAUUGUACAUAAAUAUGUUAUGUAUUAAAAAUAGUAUUGAAUUGAA
Molecule: messenger RNA, 2212 nt
Organism: Helicoverpa armigera (cotton bollworm)
Lineage: Eukaryota; Metazoa; Arthropoda; Insecta; Lepidoptera; Noctuidae
Gene: Miro
Product: mitochondrial Rho GTPase
Exons: 12
Coding region: 209-2137 (642 amino acids)
Biological process (GO): mitochondrion organization; small GTPase-mediated signal transduction
Cellular component (GO): mitochondrial outer membrane
Molecular function (GO): GTP binding; GTPase activity; calcium ion binding
Source: RefSeq, a predicted model, not a curated record